Molecule: messenger RNA, 3939 nt
Organism: Pyrus x bretschneideri (Chinese white pear)
Lineage: Eukaryota; Viridiplantae; Streptophyta; Magnoliopsida; Rosales; Rosaceae
Product: putative pentatricopeptide repeat-containing protein At3g18840
Exons: 2
Coding region: 69-2105 (678 amino acids)
Biological process (GO): RNA modification
Molecular function (GO): RNA binding; protein binding
Source: RefSeq, a predicted model, not a curated record
UCUGAAAGCAGAAGCAGAGAGAGAGAGAGAGAGAUAAGGAAGUCGUAUAUAAAAUUAUAAAUAUAUAAAUGCAGUUUCUAAAAGAAGGUCUUGCAUAUCACGUCCAAGCCAUAAAAGCCAGUUUUGAGCUAACCAUUUUCACCUCCAAUCAACUCAUUCACUUGUACUCUAAGCAUGGCCUUAUUCGAGAAGCCCAGAAACUGUUCGACGAAAUGCCCCAACGAAACGUCUUCUCUUGGAAUGCCAUAAUCUCCGCCCACAUCAAGGCACGCAACUUGAACCGGGCACGCCAGUUAUUUGACGCUGCCUCUUACAAGGAUUUGGUCACGUAUAAUUCCAUGUUGUCUGGUUAUGUAAGCGCCGACGGGUAUGAGGAUUGUGCGCUUGAGCUGUUUGGCGAAAUGAAGUCACGGGAUGAUCGGAUUCGGAUUGACGAGAUUGGUCUCACGACUAUGCUGAACUUGACUGCCAAGUUGGAAAAUGGGUAUUAUGGGAGACAGUUGCAUUGUUUUAUGGUGAAAACUGCUAAUGAUUUAAGUGGGUUCGCAGUGAGCUCGCUUAUCGAUAUGUAUAGUAAAUGUGGGUGUUUUCAAGAAGCGCGGCGGGUGUUUAGUAGAUAUAGAGGGGUGGUUGAUUUGGUUUCGAAGAAUGCAAUGGUGGCGGCUUGUUGUAGAGAAGGCAAAUUAGAAAUGGCAGAUGAUCUGUUUUGGACAGAGCCGGAGCUGAAUGAUGCUGUGUCUUGGAAUACACUGAUUGCAGGGUAUGUGCAGCAUGGUUUUAAGCAAGAGGCACUGAAAUUGUUUGUCUGUGUGGCAGAUAAUGGAUUCAGAUGGAAUGACCACACUUUUGCUAGUGCUUUGAGUGCUUGCUCGGGUUUGAAGAGCUCCAAACUUGGAAAGGAAAUCCAUGCUUGGGUCUUGAAGAAUGGGAUGACAUCAAAUCCGUAUAUAGUCAGUGGCAUUGUUGAUGUCUACUCCAAGUGUGGUAAUAUGUGUUAUGCAAAGUCAGUUCAUGUAGCAAUGGGGUCCGAAAAUUCCUUUUCGGUAAGCUCAAUGAUUACUGGUCAUGCUUCUCAUGGUAACCUAACAGAAGCACGAAAACUUUUUGAUUCAUUGACUGAAAAGAACGCUGUUGUUUGGACAGCUUUGUUUUCUGGGUAUCUCAAAUACCAGAAAUGCGAAGCUAUAUUUGAACUUUUAGGUGAGUUCACGGCAAAGGAAUCAAUAGUUCCUGAUGCUGGGAUUCUCAUCAGUGUGCUUGGUGCCUGUUCAAUACAAGCAGCCCUGGAUCCUGGGAAGCAGAUCCAUGCUUACAUUCUAAGGAACGGGAUUGAAAUCGAUAAGAAGCUUUUUAGUGCUUUGGUUGAUAUGUACUCAAAAUCCGGGAGUAUUACCUACGCAGAAAAACUUUUUAAAAGUGAUUUUGACAGAGAUAUAAUCCUGUACAAUGUGAUGUUAGCUGGUUAUGCUCACCAUGGGCAUGAAAAUAAAGCUAUCCAGAUUUUCAAUGAAAUGUUGGAGAAAGGUAUGGGACCUGAUGCAAUCACCUUUUUAGCGCUGCUAUCAGCUUGUCGACACUCUUGCUUGGUGGAAUUGGGUGAGCAGUUCUUCUACUUGAUGGAAAAAGUGUAUAAUGUUUUACCCGAAAUUGAGCACUAUGCUUGCAUGAUUGAUUUGUACGGGAGGGCUAAUCAACUUGAUAAGGCAAUAGCAUUCAUGAGAAAGAUCCCUAUAGAAUCAGACACCAUUUUAUGGGGGGCAUUCAUGAAUGCUUGUAGGGUAAACGGGAAUGCCGUACUUGCUAGAGAGGCAGAGGAGAGACUAUUAAAACUUGAAGGAGACAUUGGUGAUCGGUAUGUACAGUUGGUUAAUUUCUAUGCAGCAGAAGGAGAUUGGGAUGAAGUUUGCAGAAUAAGGAAGAAGAUGAAAGGGAAGGAGGCCAAGAAGACCGCUGGUUGCAGUUGGUUAUAUGUGGAAAAUGGUGUUCAUAUAUUUAUCUCUGGUGAUAAAGCCCACCCAAGAGCAGAGGCUAUAAAUUGUACCUUAGCCUUAUUGACUGAAGAACUGUAUCAGAUAUCUCGAGCCUCCGCUGGGAUCAUAAUUUGAAUGUCGUCGUCUCAACACAACUAAUUAUGAUGCUCAGAACAUUCAGUCACUAAAUCAGAUAUAGGACUGGUAUUUCCAUGCCGUCCGCAUUCAUUCAUUUUCAGGAGCAGAAUAAUGCAUUUAUUGGUCAAGUGCCUGGGUAGAGACUCCAGAGUACCAUUAGCGGAUGCCAAUUUGUGCAUAUGAAUUGAAUUCGGCAAUGGAGUGACAAUGGUAUUAUUGUUCCUUCAUCUUGGUGGAAAUGCUUGAAGAGUGUUAACUGAGAGCAAUUCUAUAACAUGGAAAAAUCCAAUGCGGCAGAAAAAUUUACAAUGGCGUCGUGGGAAUAACCCCGUUCACACUCUAAGGAGACACUGACAAGCUAUCUUCCUUCUGUAGAAGCUGGGGGCAUUCACAACUGAUUGGAAGGAGCAGGUAAUGCUUUCUUGUGUUGUUUACUUGUUCUCUUUGUAGGCAUGGUCUUCUGCUCAUGAGAAUAUCAAUGUUGUUUAUUUUCCAACUGUAAAGUUCCAAUCCGCCUUCCCCGUUGAUUCAAGAAAGUAAAGAGGUAACACUUUGGACGAUACAAGUAAAUAAUUUAUUCUGUAAAACCGUGGAAUUGUGAAUUGACAAGUUGAAUCGGUUAAAUUGUUGUCAAUCAGAUGGAAAUUUUCAGUCGAGAAACCUUGUCAAUCUUUGUUUCUGCUACGACGUUACAUCAGAGUUGUCAAGACCAGGGGGACAUCAUUUCUUUCACAAAUAGUAAUUGUAAAUACUGAUGCAUUUAAAGAUGAUAGCUAGCUCCCAUCUCUUCAGUUCACUACAACCAAACUCUGAUACUCCUAAACCGCGAUGGCUGCUUUCAUGGCGUCGUUCGGGAGAAGAUCUGCGCCAUGUUCCAAGAAUAACUUAAACAAAUUGCAGCUGAAGCCACCCAACAAUUUGCCCCCUUGUUUUGUUGAAGACACCAACGUUGCUGGAUUCCUCAGCCCCCAAAACAGAACUUCUGGCACCACAUCGCUGUUGCCGUUGUCCUCAAACUUUGUCUGUAUUGCCGCAUUACUGUGCCUCCACAAGAAGUCAGUGCAGUUCUCCUUGACCUCAGAUUUGUUGGAAAUAUGCUCUGAAAGUCAAUCAUAGGUUGACAUCUUUCAGGAAAACGAAAAAUGCAGAAAACGAAAAACGCAGAACAUAAAUUUAGCUUAAUUCUGUAGAACAUCAAACCACCACUAAUAUCAAACUGAGACUAAUUUGGACUAAAAAUAGACUGUUGGGCCUGUUCAAGGCCCAACAUUCUGACUUAUGUAUGAAGUUUAAUGGGUAUUUAAUUUAUGCAGAAGAUUAACAGUGCACGAUCCAAAAUUUAAAAGUGCUUUAUGACGUGGCAAUUGUGGGUGGCAAAAACUCUCUUUCACACCAAAGGAAUAUUGCUUAGUCGAGUUUCACAAAGAAAAAAGUAAUUUCCAGUUGCAAGUUCAUAGUUUCAACGGGAUAAAAGCUCGAGUAUGCAAGUGAAAACUCACCCUCUGAUAGCAAUCACAUUAGCCACUUGGAUCAAGGAGUAUGAACUGAAGGGAGAAAGGCUUACUCUGGAAGAAAGAGGCAGUUCUAUAAAAGGCAAUAAAAAUGAAGAAGAAAAUGAUACUCAACUCAACAUACAAAAAAUUUCAAAUCUUUGCAGCCUACUUCCUCAUUACAUUUAUAGCUUUGCUACUUUCUUCGCAACAUCGAUUUAUUUUUACUAAAUUUUCUUUCCCAAAUACAUCUUGUACUUGCAAGAAGUUGCCCAACUGGCUUUGCCCGAAUAGGUUUAAAUCGUGCUCAUUUGCUUGUAUUUAUUAUUUAUCUUCAAGUU